AUGGUAGAAGCCAGACAUUUCACAAUCUACACGGACCAUAAGCCGAUCAGUUAUGCCUUCCACGAACGGAAGCAUGACUGCUCGCCCAGACAAUUCCGACAUUUGGACUACAUCUCCCAAUUCACCACCGAUAUCAGACAUAUUUCAGGCAGUAAUAACAUCGUUGCUGAUGCACUUUCACGAGUGGAUGAAUUGGAGUCUCCAAUUGAUCUGACGGACCUCAGUCUAGCACAGCAUAAUGAUUCAGAGCUCGCCGAACACCUUCAUAACUCAUCUUUGCGACUUCAGAAGAUGGACUUUCCAGGUAGUCAAAAACCAUUAUUCUGUGACGUUAGCACUUCGGUGCCUAGACCUUUCAUUACCGAACAGUUUCGCAGACAGGGAUUUAGGUAUUGCCUGACGGCCAUUGACCGAUUUACACGGUGGCCCGAGGUCAUACCAAUAGUAGACAUCACUGCAGAAACGGUGGCUAAAGCACUAAUAUCCGGCUGGAUAUCCAGAUUCGGUGUACCAAUUGAUAUUGUCACAGACCGCGGACGACAGUUCGAGUCCGCACUGUUUCAAUAUUUGUCAAAAGUAUCGGGUUUCCAGCAUAAACGCACCACCGCCUAUCAUCCAGCGUGCAACGGACUCGUGGAACGCUUCCACAGACAGUUAAAAGCGUCCAUAACGUGCCACGCUGACUCCAACUGGUCCGAAGUACUGCCGUUGGCACUCCUCGGCAUUCGCAGUGCCUUCAAAGAGGAUUUACAAUCCUCCCCCGCCGAAUUACUGUAUGGCGAACCGCUCAGACUACCGGGAGAAUUUUUCGAUUCGAGCACACCUACAACAUCCGAUGUAACAGAUUUCACGGCGCGCCUACACAUGAUCGUCCAAAAGCUGAAACCAGUCCCAGCUUCACGUCAUGGCAAGCACACUGUCUUUAUUCAUAAAGAACUGGAGUCCACUCAGCAUGUCUUCCUCCGUGAAGACGCUGCACGACCUCCCUUCCACCCAGCAUACUCGGGACCGUACAGGGUGCUCACUAGAGGAGACAAAGCCUUUAAGAUAUUGGUUAAAGAGAAACCAGUAUCCGUUUCAGUAGAUCGCCUUAAACCCGCUUUCAUACUGGCAGACGAUAGGAGUACACAAGGGAAGAAUAUACCUCAACCACUACCUGCUUCAAAACCACCAAUUACUAAUCGUGAUCUGCCGUCUCCAAAAUCUAGCCCAUCUUUAACUCCUACAUCCAAAAUAACACGUUCGGGACGACGGGUACGAUUCCCAGAUUAUUAUCGCCCCUAA
This is a messenger RNA of Bombyx mori (domestic silkworm), 1284 nucleotides long. RefSeq lists its product as uncharacterized. NCBI's taxonomy places the organism in Eukaryota, Metazoa, Arthropoda, Insecta, Lepidoptera, Bombycidae. Bases 1 to 1284 code for a protein of 427 amino acids. The transcript is spliced from 2 exons. The record is from RefSeq and is a predicted model, not a curated record. Gene Ontology annotation, biological process: DNA integration. Gene Ontology annotation, molecular function: nucleic acid binding.